GCUAUGUUUUGAUUUCAUCAUGUUGCCGAUUUCUAGGUUAUGUGUAGUGUAUACUUUUACAGUUUUUAGUCAUCUGUUUAGAUUGGCUUCCUUGGCAGUGGGUGAUGUGUUUUAAACAAUAGCCACUCGCAUGUUCAGUAAUUUUAUAAUCUUUUAUGAACGUCUUUCUCUGUGGUUGAAGACGUUUACUGUCAUCGGUGACAUUUCAUAUACGCGAUGACAGCAGAUAAGAAGCAUCAAGAUGACAUUGGAAGCCUCUUUGGAGGCAUCACUUUCUUCGCCAGGAGCCAUCCAGGCGAAAUGUGUGGCAGUAAUGGCCUGCCAUUGACGCCGAAUUCUAUAACUAUUUAUGGAAGAGCACAGUUUCUCAAAACCAUCAAACAUCCGCAUUUGUGUACAUACGUGGACAUAAUAAGAGGAAAACAUGAGAGGACGAUGGUGGUGUGUCAGUAUCAUCCCAAACCUUUAAGUGGACAGUUUCUCCCACUCAAUGCAUUACAGAAAUUUACUAUGCAAAUAGUUGAUGCUUUAAAUCACCUGAAUACUUUGCGAAUUGUCCAUCGAAGUCUUUGUCCAGAAAACAUAUUAGUUGAUGAUAAAGGAGAUGUGAAGCUCUUCAAUUAUGGACUUUAUUACAUGACUGGAGAAGGAACUGAUGUUUCAUUUCCCAUAGGCCAUCCAAAAUACAUGGCUCCAGAAGUGUUGCUUGGUGCACAGUCAGGACCAAAAGUGGAUGUUUGGUCAUUAGGUAUGAUACUACUUGAACAAGCUAUGGGUAAAACACUUUGGGCUGGUUUACGCCUGGCUCAGUGGCUAAGAAAGGUUCUUAGUUUGCUGCAUUGUCCUAGUGUUGUGGAGAAGAUAGCAAGAGAGCAUAACUGCUGGGAACAGUUACAACAGACAGUGCCCGCUGAUUUCCUAGACCUUCUGUCCAAAUGCCUGAAUAUAUACACAAGUCAACGGCCAAUGCCUCGUCAACUGAUGUGCCAUCCGUACCUUAAAGAUAUUGAACAGAAAUCUGUUACGGAAUCUGUUCCACAAUCUAGACCACACCCUCUGCUGGAAAGGCCCCUAAAAGAGCUGUACCAUUUGUGGAGACUGGCAGGCGGUGAUGUACAGGCAGAACUGCGAAAACAGGGUCUUAUACGUACAAAACCUCCAAUUCUAUCACUUCCAAGUCUGGUGAUACUGGAAGGCACGGUGUUUGGACAGAUCAGAGACCGAACUUCAAUGCUGGAUUUACGUGUUGUUCCACUGCCUCUGGACACACUUGUUCAGAGACUGGCACAUGUACCACCAACUUCAUACUACCCUCUAAUUGAAGUAAAGUCUGACAUUAUUGGUGAAGAUCCACAGCCAGAUGCUGCCAAUUUACCACUUGUUAUCCGAGAACGAGACACAGAGUACCAGCUUCAUCGUAUACUUUUGUGUGAUAGGUUACUUGAAGGGUACCCAUAUAAGAAAGCUGCGCUUAUUAAGGAAGCUCGCAAAGAUAUUCCACCUCUGUUCCGUGGUGAUAUGUGGGCUGCUGUGUUGGAAGUCGUAGGUGAUAUUCAGGGCCGUUACACAGCAAUUGAUAAGGAAACGCCUACACAUACAGACAGACAGAUCGAAGUGGAUAUUCCACGCUGCCACCAGUAUGAUGAACUCCUGUCCUCAACGGAGGGUCAUAAGAAAUUCAAGCGUAUAUUGAAAGCUUGGGUGGUAAGUCACCCACAGUAUGUCUAUUGGCAGGGAUUGGAUUCUCUUUGUGCACCUUUCUUGUAUCUCAAUUUUAAUAAUGAAGCUCAAGCUUAUGCUUGUCUCUCAGCAUUUAUACCAAAAUAUCUGCACAAUUUCUUUCUGAAAGAUAAUUCAGCAGUAAUACAGGAAUAUCUUGCAAAAUUUUCCCAUCUAAUAGCAUUCCACGAUCCUGAACUUGCAAAUCAUCUUGCUGGUAUAUCAUUCAUACCUGAAUUAUUUGCAAUACCAUGGUUUCUCACAAUGUUUUCACAUGUAUUUCCAUUGCACAAAAUCCUUCACCUCUGGGACAAACUGCUGCUUGGAGAUGCUUCUUUUCCACUUUUUGUGGGCUUAGCAAUAUUGAAGCAACUGAGAGAUACGUUACUAACUUCAGGCUUCAAUGAAUGUAUUCUGUUGUUCUCUGACUUACCAGAAAUAGACAUGGAACGUUGUGUUAAUGAUUCAAUUGAGAUGUAUUGCAACACGCCCCGUAGUGUUACCUACAGACAGCACGAGUUGCCAGUAAAAACUGAAACAAAUGUGAACCCUGAUCUGGAGAUGAGCCCAAUUCCAUUAUCUGAGCUGCAGAAAGAGUUCUGUCCUCGUAUAAGUGCAGCCAAUUUAUUAGAGCUAAUGGACAUAAAGCAAAACAAAUUUUCAAAAUCAAAAGUUGUUGUUGUGGAUGUGCGACCUCCAGAUGAAUACAACCGAGGUGCAAUUCCAUCAAGUAUCAAUAUUCCAUUUUCAACUGUAAAUUUAUCAGAAAAUCAGUUACCUCCAGGGCCUGAGAACAGUAUUCUUCAUAGCCACAAAGGCAAGGUUAUUACAGUGGUUGGAUCACGUGGACCAAAUGCUUCUCAGUUUGGACACAUGUUGGUUCAGUGUGGGUUUCCACGGGUCUGCGUCCUGCACGGAGGAGUACAGGUGUUGCGUUCUUCCAACAUUUUGCUGGUUCCAGGAGCCAUGUGACGCCACAACAUGGCACUUGCAAAGUGCGAUAGUUGCUGAAUUCAUGUGAUACAUUAUUGGAGAAAGUAAUCUGGCCCGUGGUAUACUUGAUAUGUGCAGAAGAAAACUACGCAAUGUAAUGUUCAAGGUCACAAUGGUGUAACAGUUGUGAAUCAAGGGAUUAUAUGGUUCUCACUGAAAUUACCAAUUUAAUACAUGAUUAUUGUGAACAACAAAAUACUUUGUCUUUUGAGAUGGUCACAGUUAUUCCUUAUUUUUCCAUUCCAUUUGUAAGCUAUAAAAGAGUCUUCUAAGAGAAGCAGAGUAUUCUUAAUGACUGAGGUGAAAACUAGUAUAUGUUUAUAAUUGUAUAUUUAUUAAUAGUUUCAGUUGUUGUUGAAAUAAGAUUUGUAUGUAAAGAGUCUUGAAAGCAAAGAAAACUGUCAUAUUUUUUUGGAAAUUCAAAGUGUAAAUGUUAUAUAAACUGCGGAAAUUUGCAUAUAUGCUUCAGCAAAUGUUUCUGCUGAUGAAUUAUUUAUUCCCUGUUUGAAAAAUGCAAGUCAGGGAUAUACUCGUAAAUCUAUUGUACAUAGUUUAAUUAUUCUUCAGUGAUUAAAAACUGGGUCAGUGGUUUAAAUAUACUGAUGGCUGUGCUUACUAUGGCAGAUAUAUUGAAGAAAAAAUUAGAGUAGUUGUUAAUUUCCUCUUGAAAUUAUUUACUUGUUAUUAACACACAUAUAUCAUUAAAUAGGUUUGAAAACAGAUUUGUCUUUGUGUAUCACAAUAGUUCUUUCUGUUGUAUGUCAUUUUCCUUACAGUACUAACAUACCAGUUUUCCCCAUGUUUAAAUGAUAUGUAUAGAAAUGUAUGAGGUAUUAUGAUUCAAGAGGAAUGUGAUAGUGGUUUUGAUGAAGGCUGAAAAUAUGGUAAACAAUAAAAAAUUCUUGGGAUUUGGUUCAUUUUAUGUAACUAAAUGAAAGGCUGUUCAUAUGGUGCCAAAUGCAUUUUGCUCUUUUUAUUUGUAAAGUGUCUUGAGUUGCCUGCAAUACAUGAUGAUUUGUUUCUGUGUAUAACUGCAAAUUUGUUAUUACAUUACAGUUUUUUUUUAAUUUUCUGUCUUUUACAUUAGAAACAACUUACUGUAGCAAAAAUUACAUGAAGUUAAACUAGUACUCAUUUUUACUUAUGAUCUGUGAUCUUGUUGGUGGUGGUCCCAAGAAUAUAGAAGCAUCUAAGGAAUGAUAGAAAACAUUAAAAAAAGGAAAUUCUUGUUAUGAUUAUAGUUUUAAGGAUAAUUUAAAAUCAGGACCCUCUCUCUCCCCUUUUUUAUGUCUCUCUCCCCUUUUUCCGCCAUUGAUUUCCAGUAUAUCUCACUGCUCCUAUCUCC
Messenger RNA from Schistocerca piceifrons (Central American locust), 4057 nucleotides. RefSeq names its product TBC domain-containing protein kinase-like protein. The record is from RefSeq and is a predicted model, not a curated record. Gene Ontology annotation, biological process: activation of GTPase activity; protein phosphorylation; MAPK cascade. Bases 217 to 2691 code for a protein of 824 amino acids. Gene Ontology annotation, molecular function: MAP kinase kinase activity; ATP binding; GTPase activator activity. The transcript is spliced from 15 exons. NCBI's taxonomy places the organism in Eukaryota, Metazoa, Arthropoda, Insecta, Orthoptera, Acrididae.